AUGACCACUACGCAUAUAUCAUCUAUGCUCCGCCUCUUCCCCAGACCCAACCCCUACAGACUCCUCCCCACCACCACCAAAACCAAAUACACCACCACACCACCCCUCAAAAUGCGCCUCCCCUACGCCCCCACCACCCCCCCGGAAAACUCCCCCCCCACCACCACCGACAUCUACGCCCGCAUCGCCGCCCGCCGACAUCCCCGCCCGCUCAUCCCCCUCGACCUCUCCCUACUGCAUUCCCCCCCGGUCGCCGACGGCUGGAACAGUUUCCUCGGCGCCAUCCGCACCCAAACGAUCAUCGACCAGGGAUUGCUUGAGCUCGCCGUGUGUCGGGUCGCCGUGCUCACCAACGCCAUUUAUGAGUGGAAUGCGCAUGCCCCACUGGCUUUGAAGGGGGGGGUGAAGGCGGAGGAGUUGCGGGCGGUGCGGGAGUUGCCGAGUCUUGCAGGGGAGUCAGAGGGGGGGGAGUUAGAAGGGAGUGCGUUGACGGGGUUACAGCGGGCGGUGGUCCGAUAUGCGGAUGAGAUGACGAGGACGGUCAAGGUCAAGGAGGAGACGUUUCGCGCCCUACAGACCGCAGGGCUCUCCGAUCGAGAGGUGGUGGAAUUGACGACUGGGAUUGCGGGGUAUAAUUGUGUCAGUCGGGUGUUGGUGGCGUUGGAUGUGGGGGAGAAUAAUGAUAAGGAGAUGAAGAGUGUGGACGAGCUGGUUCAGUCUUGACAGUGAUUACGAUGGAGGUGAGUGUUUGGGGAUAGCUGGGGGUUGGUUGUAAAUAAGGGGAUAGUAUUUAUAUCCAUGUCAUAUUCACAAAAUCAUAAGAAAGGGGGGCAGCUAAUAAAUAUACCGAAAAUACACAUUC
Aspergillus ibericus CBS 121593 is the source of this 862-nucleotide messenger RNA. Its product is annotated as carboxymuconolactone decarboxylase family protein. NCBI's taxonomy places the organism in Eukaryota, Fungi, Ascomycota, Eurotiomycetes, Eurotiales, Aspergillaceae. The transcript has 2 exons. The record is from RefSeq and is a predicted model, not a curated record. The coding region runs from base 1 to 723 and encodes 240 amino acids. Gene Ontology annotation, molecular function: peroxiredoxin activity.